Molecule: messenger RNA, 801 nt
Organism: Guillardia theta CCMP2712
Lineage: Eukaryota; Cryptophyceae; Pyrenomonadales; Geminigeraceae
Exons: 4
Biological process (GO): zinc ion transmembrane transport
Cellular component (GO): membrane
Molecular function (GO): zinc ion transmembrane transporter activity
Source: RefSeq, a predicted model, not a curated record
AUCGCGUUGGGCUUUGGCCUCAGCAUAGCUGCGGGAGCUUGCACUUGUGUGGGAUUCCUAGCAGCUUUCUGUGUCAAACUAGAGAACAGACUGGUCUUUGCUGCCUCGUUAGCAGCUUCUGCUGGAGUCAUGAUAUUCAUCUCCCUUACCGAAAUCUUGACGAUCAAGACUGUCGAGGGCUUCAAGGGAGCUGGGCAGUCUGACGCAGAAGCAAUGAGAUACUCCAUAUUAACAUUCUUUGCUGGCGCCUUUAUUUGCCAUCUUAUCGACGUGUUUCUUGAGCAAGGGCCUGUGGACGGGCCCCUGUCUCUUGUUCUAUCAGAGGAUAGGGAAAGAGCCAAAGAGCUUCUGCGAAUGGGCAUACUAAGUGCUGUUGUCAUUCUGGUCCACAACAUCCCGGAAGGCGUUGCUACUUUUGUCUCAGCAGUUGCAGAUCCAACCGCAGGCGUCGGAGUUGCAUUUGCGAUCGCACUGCACAAUAUUCCUGAGGGUUUGAUAGUUUCAGUCCCAAUCUACUUAGCCACUGGAAGCAAAAUCAAGGCUUUUCUAUGGACUGCCUUUUCGGGAGCGGCAGAACCAUUUGGUGCUCUGAUAGCCUUCACAGCCCUCAAAAGCUCCGACAUGAGCCCUUGGGCAUACGCUUUUAUCUUCGGCAUCGUCUCGGGGAUCAUGACUUACAUAUCCUUGACCGAGCUGCUGCCUACUGCCUUGAAGUAUGAUCCGACAGAUCGGGUCGUCAAGAAAUCCCUGUUCCUUGGAAUGUUCAUUAUCGCCAUUUCCAUCAUUCUUUUUGAGGUUUGA